AAACAGGCUGCAUUCCACCUCCAACUUCAACGGCCAUUCUAUUUCUUCUUGUUCUAGUCAACUCGGCUCCCUUUUCGUUCCCAGAAAUUGGACCCUAUGGAAGACAGGAUUAUAAAGUUUGUAGGAUUUGGAGCAGUUUUAUGGGCCACUGCUUUUCUGUUGGUUAGAAAAAUCUUCCCAAAACGUUCUUUUGAAUUCUGCAAUCGUCUGGUUUCCUCCAUUCAUGCGACUUUAGCUGUUACACUAGCCUCGCUCUCUGUUGAAGAUUGGAGAUGCCCAGUUUGUCCUUUGGCUUCAGCAUCUUCCUCUCUCCAGAUGCAAACAUUAUCUGCAACAGUUGGUUAUCUGAUAUAUGAUCUAGUAUGUUGCCUGCUCGACAAGAAAGUUAAUCUUGACAAUAUCGUUCAUCAUUUGGUCAGCAUUGUUGGACUUGGAGCAGGUCUUGCAUAUGAAAAGUGCGGAUCAGAGUUGGUAGCUGCAAUAUGGAUAACGGAGAUCUCCAGCCCUUUCCUCCAUUGGAGAGAACUUCUCAAAGAGCUCGGUUACAGGGACACUGCCCUUAAUUUCUUAGCCGAUAUAUUAUUUGCAGUGAUAUUCUCAUUGGCAAGAAUGGGAUGUGGGCCUUAUCUCACGUUCGUGACUCUAUCAGCCAACAAUCCAGUCCUAAUCAAGGCAAUGGCAGUUGGACUACAGCUGGUGAGUGCUUUUUGGUUCUGCAAAAUAGCAAGGAUGGUGAGAUUCAAGCUUGCCAAACGGACAUCCAAAAAAGCUGUUUGAUGGACUCAACUGAACCUAGUAUUCAUUCCUAAUUUCCUGCAAGAAUAUUAUUUUGGAACCCGCCAAAUUGAUCAAUUGUCAGAGUGGUAAAUCAAGGCCAGAUGUCAAUGUCGGCUUCAUAGCCUUCUUCCCGGAGACAUAGCCGGGGGUCUGUAUUGUAUUAGCGGUAGCAAUAGCAAUUAAUAGUUGAAAAGAAAUAAUCACCAUCGCAA
Messenger RNA from Mangifera indica (mango), 989 nucleotides. RefSeq names its product TLC domain-containing protein 5-like. Gene Ontology annotation, cellular component: membrane. The transcript has 5 exons. The record is from RefSeq and is a predicted model, not a curated record. The coding region runs from base 97 to 777 and encodes 226 amino acids. NCBI's taxonomy places the organism in Eukaryota, Viridiplantae, Streptophyta, Magnoliopsida, Sapindales, Anacardiaceae.